Fusarium tjaetaba is the source of this 975-nucleotide messenger RNA. RefSeq lists its product as uncharacterized. The record is from RefSeq and is a predicted model, not a curated record. NCBI's taxonomy places the organism in Eukaryota, Fungi, Ascomycota, Sordariomycetes, Hypocreales, Nectriaceae. The transcript has a single exon. Bases 1 to 975 code for a protein of 324 amino acids.
AUGGCCAGCUUCAGGCGUUUUGCCGACCUGCCCAAAGAGCUAAGGGAUAUGAUAUGGGACUAUGCUAGUCACCGCAACCUGUGCGGCGUCCAGAUAUUUGAACUUCGGACUCCCGAACCUAAGCGAGAUGGCGAAACUUCCGGCGCCACGACCUCGGGCAUUCGACCGCCCAGGCACCUGCUCGAUGCACCACUACCGAGCAAAUGCUUCCCUGCUCUUGACGGAAGCCCAGGCAACUCGAAUGCCUCUAGAUACAUGGCGGACGUAGGAUUAUGGACUGCCUGUAAAGAGUCACGGGGCGUCAUGGAGAAGGCCACGCGGGGAACGAAGAAAAUCCUUGAAAUGCAAGCAAAGCAGAGAUAUCUGUACUCCCCGUGGCAGGAACAUGUGCCCGCGAGUAUCUCUUUCAGCACUUCACAGCGACUUCUGGUUCAGCCCCACGCAGAUCUCUUUGUGAUUCAGCCCAGCAAGAUCGAGGACAUCGACUGGUCACAGGUGGCUCGUGACAUCCGAAACCAGCUGCAGCCCAGAGGAUUCCGGUUCGGAAUUCAUAUUGGGAUCGAAUUGGAUGGCCAGUGGGGAAUCCGUCAGUCUGAUGAUUAUCUCUACCUGUUGUGCGACGCCUUUCGAGACAUCCGAGCCCAGUUAUGGAUAAUCGACCAUAACCUCAAAAUCAGAGAAGACAUCGACAAGAAUGAAAUCAAUAGCGGCAACAGAGUCUUCUAUACUUGCGACAGAAGGUUUGUAGAAGUCGAUUGGAAAAGACAAGGUCUGAAACACUGGCGAUAUAUCAAGCCACUUGAAAGAAAAUGCGGAUUUACUGGUGAAUACGAGUCUUCAAUCAGCCUUGCGGAGCGUUUGGACAGGAAAGCAGCUGAUUGUGUUUCCGAUUACCAUGUCUAUGGUCAGUAUGGAGAAGCAGAAGAUGCGAGAUUCAACUGCGAGGUUAAACUUCUUGGCUGGGAUGACCUAUGA